Messenger RNA from Iphiclides podalirius (scarce swallowtail), 1395 nucleotides. Lineage: Eukaryota; Metazoa; Arthropoda; Insecta; Lepidoptera; Papilionidae. The record is from the annotation of a GenBank genome assembly.
AUGCUGAAGUACACAGUGAAAAAAUAUUGCUCGGAGGGGAGCAAAGUUAAUCAAAUCCUGAUGGUUUUCCUGAUGGUCCUCCCGGUCUUCUCCUACGGCAUGGCGAUCGGCUGGCUCUCGCCGAUGGGCCCGAAGCUAAUGUCAGAGGAGACCCCGGCCGCAAAGCCAGUCCAUCCGGACAUUAUAUCCUGGAUGGCGUCCGUCCCGUACUUAGUUGGCACGGCCGCCGUUUUCAUCUACGGAUUCAUUGUCGACAAUUUCGGAAGGAAGAAAGCUCUUAUGCUGACGUCAUUAUGCAUGGCGGCGUGUUGGUCGUUGAAAAUCUACUCGACGUCGACCUGGGCGCUGAUCUUGGCGCGGGCGAUUGUGGGCUUCGGCGUGGGCGGCUCCUACGUGGUCACGCCGCUGUACAUAAAGGAGAACCUGGGCAACCUGAUGGUGUACAUCGCCGGGGAGUACCUCUGCUACACCACGACGCUGUGGAUCUGCCUCGCGGUACCCUUGCUGCAUCUGCUGAUCUUCAUCACCAUGCCCGAGACGCCGUCCUAUCUCCUGAAGUGUGGGAAGGUGGAGGAGGCCAGAGGCGCGCUAGCUUGGCUACGAUGCCGUCAGCUUACAGACACAGCCGUGGAUGGCGAACUGCAAACCUUGCUGCUGGAAAUGGAACAGAACAGUUCCAUACGGUUCUUCGAGGUUCUGAAGGUUUUAAUAUCCGACCGGAGCACGUUCCGCGCGUUUCGCAUCACGUUGACGAUAACCCUCGCCCGGGAGCUGUGCGGCUGCCUGGCGGUGCUGCACUUCGCGUCUUUGAUCUUCGACGAGGCCAACGGCGGGUGGGUGCUGAGCGCGAACCAGCAGGCGGCGCUGCUGGGCGUGGUGCAGCUCAUCGGCUCCUGCACCGCCUCCAGCCUCGUCGAGAGGACCGGCCGGAAGCCGUUGCUGGGCGUCACUUGCCUGGUCUCGGGGCUGUCCCUGUCGGCGCUGAGCGCCUGGUUCUGGCUGAGGGGCGGCGGGGCGGCCUUGCCCGUGGCGGCGCUCUGCCUCUGCAUCUACUGCGACGCCGCGGGCCUACAGCCGGUGCCGUUUGUGAUGAUGACGGAGAUGUUCUCAUUCCAGUUCCGCGGCACGGUGACGUCGAUCGUGAUCGCUUUCGCGUGCGCCCUGGUCUCCGCCGAGCUGAGGGCGUUCCAGCCACUGGCUGCGAGCCUCGGUCUGCACGCGGUCUUCGCGAUAUUCGCCGCGGUCUGCCUCGUCAGCACGGUCUACAUCGCUUGCUGCGUGCCCGAGACGCGGAUGCGCACCAUAGAGGAGAUAUACGCGGAGCUACGCGGCAAAAAGCCCGACGGCGCCAUAGACAACGCGUCUAAGGACUGCGAGCGCGCGGUGACCCGGCUG